Messenger RNA from Haliotis rubra (blacklip abalone), 1058 nucleotides. Its product is annotated as ganglioside-induced differentiation-associated protein 1-like. The transcript has 5 exons. NCBI's taxonomy places the organism in Eukaryota, Metazoa, Mollusca, Gastropoda, Lepetellida, Haliotidae. The coding region runs from base 69 to 917 and encodes 282 amino acids. Gene Ontology annotation, biological process: mitochondrial fusion; mitochondrial fission. The record is from RefSeq and is a predicted model, not a curated record. Gene Ontology annotation, cellular component: mitochondrial outer membrane.
UGCAAACAAGACGUAUUCUUCUGCAGCAGUCGGUCCAGCCGGUCAGUCUGAGAACGGUGCUCAACAAGAUGGCUGUCGAGCCGAAAUACACGCUGUAUCAGUUCCCAAUGUCCUACUAUUCUCAGAAGGUUCUCCUGACUUUCUUUGAGAAGAAAAUCGACUUCAAACCCGUGUUUGUCAACCUCAUGGCCAACGAGCAGUUGCAGGAAUGGUUCUACCGACUUCACCCUAACGGUCUGGUCCCUCUGCUUCAAUUCGAUGACAAGCUGCUGCCCGAAUCGGACGACAUCAUAGAUCAUCUCGACAAACAAACCACAGAAACAUGCUUGGUGCCGUCCGUUGACACUGAUGUUGGGAAAGACGUCGCCAGAUGGCGCUCCCUGCUGACGACAGAGGUACCAAUAGAAUUGAUUACAUUCGGGUUGUUUUACAACCCAGAGAUGUCUGUCACGGGAAUCAAUGCUCCCAUCAAGCUCACCAAAGACGAUAUGAGAGAACGAAGCGCUGAAGCUGCAAAGGCCUUGAUGGCGCUCGCUGAAAAGAUGCCGGAUGUGAAAGAUAACAUUGAACGGAAAUUGAAAGGCAUGGAAAAAAGGAAGGACUUGAUUACCGACACUGAGAAGGUGGCGGCGAAGAUUGACGAACUACAGGCAGUGUUUGACAAGGUUGAACAGAAGCUGAAGGAGUCGGGAGGAGGCGCAUGGUUGUGUGGCAACGACUACAGUGCAGCUGACAUCACACUGACAGUACUCAUGAACAGACUGGUCCUUCUGGGUAUCCUGCCUCUCUUCCUCAAAGAAACACGCCCCCUGGUGGCGGCAUACUGGGGGAGAGCUGAAGCCCGGGGAUGUAUGAAACAAUUGAAGGAGUUUGGUUUCAAAUCCGCACAGGAGCAAGCAGCGAAACAACCGAAAUAACAUACCUGGAAAGUGAACAUUCAUACUCACUUAUUAAUGUUAUAUAUGUUUAUAAAUGUUGUUGCUUUUAUUCUGUUUUCAUAUACAUCUAUACUCUUGCCACGAAAUGCCUACAUGCUUAUAUAUAAAGUCAUUGCUGAA